This is a messenger RNA of Thalassophryne amazonica, 2084 nucleotides long. RefSeq names its product BEN domain-containing protein 5-like. Gene Ontology annotation, biological process: negative regulation of DNA-templated transcription. Gene Ontology annotation, molecular function: DNA binding. NCBI's taxonomy places the organism in Eukaryota, Metazoa, Chordata, Actinopteri, Batrachoidiformes, Batrachoididae. Bases 313 to 1446 code for a protein of 377 amino acids. The transcript has 6 exons. The record is from RefSeq and is a predicted model, not a curated record.
CUCUCUCGCGCGCGCUCUUUUUUUUUUUACCAGGGUUUUUCUCCCCCGUCGUCACUAAGUAAUGUCGCUUUUUAGAAAUCCUCGGACUUGUGUCCAGGCGCGUCCUUUUGUCCUGUCUUGUCAGUCAAAGUCGCGAUCAGCUGGAAUCUGACAGUUCGAGCAACAACACCAUACGCGGACGCUAGCUAGAUAUGCUAGUUAAGUGUGCUAAAAUAAUACCGGGUCUUCACUUAUUUAUUUAUUUUUUGUUUACAUUUGCUGUGUUGUAUUACGGCUCGUUUCGAUACAGUAGAAGAAUUUGACGAUAGUGUAAUGCAGAAGAAGAUGAAAAUGCCCAAGAUGUCCAUCAGGAAUUCAGGAAUCUCUAUUGAGAACAAUUUUGGAGAGGAGAGAAUGCCACUUAGGCAUAAAAAGCCCCUAUAUCAAGACCAUGGCCGCCCCCUCUCCAACUCCUCCAAGAGUCUGGCAGCAGUAGUGGCUCGCCUGGAGAGAAAUGCAGCCAGCUCAUGUAUAGAGGGGGAAGAUGACCUCGAUGAGGACCGGCUCGCUGAGGAGGGAGAGGAUGCAGAUGACGAAGAUGAAGAUAUGGAGGCAGAACAUCAACAUCAUCACCAGCACCAACAGCAUUUGGAGGUGGACACAGAUUGUGUAUCUGAGGCAGCUGCAGCUGUGGUUCCCAGAGUCCUGUACGAGGAGCUGGUUCAUAGUUACCGGCAACAGGAGGAGGAGAUGAGGAGGUUGCAGCAGGAGCUAGAGAGGACCCGCAGGCAGCUGGUACAGCAAGCCAAAAAGCUGAAGGAAUAUGGUAGCUUGCUGACCGAGGUCAAGGAACUGAGGGACUUCAACAGGCGGCUGCAAGAUGUACUUCUCAUGAGACUGGGAAGCGAGCCUAUGCAUGACAACGGUACUCAAACAAUCAAGGCUGAAGUGGUUGAGCCCAUUGCUGAAGCCCAGGAGAUGUGCAGAGAAGAAGCAAACACCAGUUCCAGCUACUCUCCUUCACCCAGAACAGUAUACACCUGCAACGAUGGGAAGGUCCACCUUGGUGGCGGAAUCUGGGUUGAGGAGGAGAAGUGGCACCAAUUGCAACGGACCCAGGGAGACUCCAAGUUUACAAAAAACCUGGCUGUCAUGAUCUGGGGCACAGAAACUCUGAAGAACCGUAGUGUCACUGGGGUGGCCACUAAAAAGAAGAAAGAUGCUCUGCCAAAGCCGCCAUUAUCACCCAGCAAGCUGAAAAUCGUCAGAGAGUGUCUCUACGACAGAGUGUCUCAGGAGACAGCCGACAGCGCAGAGAUCACACAGAGAUUAUCCAAAGUGAACAAAUACAUUUGUGAAAAAAUUAUGGACAUCAACAAGUCCAUCAAAAAUGAGGAGCGACGGGAGUCCAAGCUGCUGAUCAGACAGACAGUCAAGAUGGAGAACUUCACCUAUGAUGGCAUGUAGUAAUCAGCUGUCGUCACGCCAGCACCUUCUGCCCCCUGUGGUUCACAGGAUGUUAGAGGGAUUUUGCGAGGAUCUUAGUCACUAUUUCAAGGGGAGAUGUAUAUGUUAGAAUGCAAUGCUACAAUGUGAAAGGUAACACAAAUAGACAUGAAUACAAAAAGACCAUUACCUUCCUGAGUGUUUGUUUUGCCCAUUGGCAGAUGGACAGCUUUACCCAGCAGUCAUAGAUUGAAUGCAAUAGUUUGAAGCUUUUAAACCGGUGUGAGUGUUUAUAUAAGCUUUUCAGUGGGAUUGGUACAGAAAUGCGUACAUUUGUGUCAAAGUUAUGAUUAGACAUGAUUGUUAAGAGUUAAUUUAUUGUUCUGUGUCAGAACAUCAUUUUAAGUCUAAAAACUUUUAUCUUGGGAAAGUUUAUUUUCCCCAAGAUAAAAUCUUAUACUAUCACGAAGAUGAUGCCAGUCUCACUCGAUCUUGGAUGUGUGAACGGUGUAUAUUUUGGUGAUGAGUCAGGAAAUGCUGGGGAUGUCAGUGUUUACUGUUGGUACUUAAGCGCAUAGAAUGGGACAUUGCUGUCUCAAAUGCACAAGUCUUAAUUGCGCAUUCAGCGAUUCUGUUGCUGGUCGAGAUUAAUUUUGUAU